Limulus polyphemus (Atlantic horseshoe crab) is the source of this 1273-nucleotide messenger RNA. RefSeq lists its product as uncharacterized. The transcript has 3 exons. NCBI's taxonomy places the organism in Eukaryota, Metazoa, Arthropoda, Merostomata, Xiphosura, Limulidae. The record is from RefSeq and is a predicted model, not a curated record. The coding region runs from base 575 to 1069 and encodes 164 amino acids.
GCAAGAAUACAGGUGGGCGGCUCCAACCGUUAUACUGCAAAUAAAUUUUUAAUAUCAAUUUAAGUUUAACCUAGAUUAAAUGUGUAGUAUUAAAAGUUUACGGUUGUUCGUUAUUCCAUAAUUUUUGGGUUAGCUUAAAUUUUAAGAGAGAGAGAAAACUUUUAAAUACUGAUAUUGUAUGUAACUUUCACGUUUUCUUUGUGCUUUAACCCUUUUGCGGUAGCGGGACGCAAACUACAGUGCCUUGAAUCAAAAGUCUCAUACGCCUAAAACUGAGCAGCGCUUGACCCCAGAGUCUACGUAGUUUAUAGGACUGAGUUUUCGUUACUCCAUCGUACAUUGAAAGGUGAACAUUUUAUUAAAUCAGACAGUUAUCUAAUAACAAAAUUAAUGAAAUAAUUCAGACGAGCUGGCUUAUUAAAAUUACCGCCUUGGUUUAUAUGUAUUGAACGAGACGGGAAGUAGCUCCUCGCGCAUGCUGUAAAGCAUCUAAAAGUUCUAAACAUUCAUUUGUACUAAUAAACUACUAUUUCCCACAUAGGAAUUUCGGUAUUAUGCAGGCAGAGAAGACAACAUGAGUGCAUCGUGGUUCAAGAACCUUCUGGGCAUGAAGGUAACUGACGAGGAGAUGCAGAACAUUCCCUACCCAUCCUUUGAACUAGGUAUUCACAUAACCAUGAAGGAUGUGCAAGCUUUCACCAUUUUAGGAAUGGGUAUUAUUGGCCCACUAGUGGCAGUAGUCAGAGGUCAUCGUUCUGCAGGAAAUCUGCGACAAGCAGCUUUGAAUGGUGGCAAAUAUGGGGCAGCUACUGGCUUAGUUGUAGGACCUCUCAUGACUUAUGGACGCAUCAGAAAUUUAGAACAAGAUGGUAUAUUCGAUCGUUGCUACAGAUUGCGUCAUAAUGAGGGUCAAGUAAGGGUUGACCGCUUGUCAAUAUUUGGUGGACUAGGAGGAACUGGUCUUGGAGUAGCAAUGGGCCAUGGAGCUCUGUCAGGUGGCUUGGUUGGCAUGACUGCUGGAGUACUAGUGGGAGGUGUUUAUAAUAAUUUUAUUAAAAAUAAGUUAUAAGAAAGUUAUAAUCCACUGCCAUUAUAAUGCACCCUUGUGUAAUACCUUAACAUUGAUUUGUUUAAAUUUGAAAAUAGAAUUACUUGAUUAUAUUGACAUUGAUGUUUUAUAAAAUAGUGUGUCUAAAAUCUAGUUUCUUACAGAUUUGGAAAAAUAUUUUACUGUUAUUAUUAAAGAAUAUUGCUGAAAACAAUCAAAAUUUUA